Messenger RNA from Diuraphis noxia (Russian wheat aphid), 2885 nucleotides. RefSeq names its product cGMP-dependent protein kinase, isozyme 1-like. Gene Ontology annotation, molecular function: ATP binding; cGMP-dependent protein kinase activity. The record is from RefSeq and is a predicted model, not a curated record. NCBI's taxonomy places the organism in Eukaryota, Metazoa, Arthropoda, Insecta, Hemiptera, Aphididae. Gene Ontology annotation, biological process: protein phosphorylation.
UAUUUUACAACGUUUUAUUAUUUAUACACACUCGGUGGGUGCACGUCGCAAGGCCGACUGAAUGAUGGACGGCGACCGCGGUGCACCCGCAUCAAGUCCAGACCAGUUGCAGCGAGGUUGUAGWACACGGAGUGUUGAUGCGAUGAUGGUAUGUGGCGAAGAGUCGUAGCACGACCACGACGACUACCGCGACUGUGGUAUAAUAUCAAGCGCGAAUAAUAAAUUAUAACCGUUCGGUGCAUAAUACCUAGGUAUAACCGGGGUAACCGGGCCGCGCACGCACGUAAGUCGGACGGACAGCAAUCGGUGACCCGCAGGAGGACUACGGUAUGUGCCACGCGCUGCUGUUGUUCAUGGGCAACGCGAUUUCUAGUGGUGGAGGCAGCAGAAAAACAAACGAGUCGACCCGCAGUGGCGUACCCGACCUGAAGAUGACCACCACCUCCACCACCGAGGCCGUGAGCCAACUGACCAGAGAUGUGGAGCUCCUCAAAGCUGCCAUGGACGAAAAGGAYCGGACCAUCGRACAACUGGGCAGGGCCGUCGAAGACAUACGAAAUAUUCUGGAGAACGCGGUAUCAAAUCAAUUACUUGUGCCAUCGCCGCAAUCGUCACCACAUCGACUGGACAAAAAGAAAGGGGUGUCGGGAGAAUGUUCGACUUCGUCAGAAACGCCGAUGCUACUUCCUAAACAGUCCAAAUCCAUCAAAACCAAGCAUCUGAUCAAACAGGCCCUGUGCAAAAAUCAGUUUCUGAAGAAUCUAAACACCAACCAGAUUUCCGAGAUUGUGGACGUUAUGUACACGAAAGACUUUGAAGCUGGGGCAUAUGUCAUCAGGAAAGGCGAUCCGGGGUGUUGUUUGUAUGUUUCCGAGGAAGGAAUGCUCGACGUGAUCCAGAGCGGACGGGUGGUCGAUUCCAUCGGACCUGGCGAAGUGUUCGGCGAGAUGGCCAUUCUUUAUAACUGUCCGCGUACCGCAUCGGUGAGAGCCGUCCAAGAUGUCAAAGUGUGGACUUUGGAAAGAGUGGCAUAUCAGCAAAUCAUGAAGACUUCUGCUAUGAAGCGAUUUGACGAACGAGUGGGAUUUUUGAAAAGCGUACCGUUGAUGAAAGAUCUCAAUGAAGAGUUUUUAUCGAAAAUCGCUGACGUCUUGAAAGAGGAAUUUUAUCCGGAAGGGCAUUAUAUCAUAAAACAGGACACUCUGGGCGACAAGUUCUACAUACUGAGCGAAGGGCGAGUGAAAGUCACAAAGACCAAUAAAGGCGAAGACGAAGAAGAAGAGUUUGGCGUAUUGGAACAAGGGGAGUUUUUCGGGGAAGUGGCGCUGUUAAAAAAAGACAAGAGGACUGCCAACGUAGUAGCCAUGCAUCCGGGAGCAGAAUGUCUCACGCUGGACAGAGAGCCAUUUGUACAUUUCAUCGGUAAUCUAGAGGAACUAAAAAACAAAAAGUAUACGGAAGUUCCGCGAAAGCCAUCGGCCCAGUCACCGGUAGAAAUCAAAACUAAAACAUUUUACCCGGAACUGUUCCGCGUGGAGCUGACAGAUUUUGAGACAGUCGCCACGAUCGGCGUGGGCGGCUUCGGUCGGGUUGAUUUGGUGUGUCUGAAAUUGGACAGAAGCCGAUCGUACGCGAUGAAGAAACUAAAAAAACAAAAUAUCGUGGACAUGCAGCAACAGGAGCAUGUGUACAACGAGAAGACCAUUUUAGAAUCGUGUACGAGCCCGUUUAUCGGCAAACUUUACCAGACGUACAAAGACAGCAGAUACGUGUACAUGCUGAUGGAGGCUUGUCUGGGCGGCGAGGUGUGGACGCUCCUCAGGGACCGGAGGUGUUUCGACGACAACGCCGCGUGUUUCGUGAUCRCGUGCGUCGUGGAGGCACUGGACUACUUACACGGAGUCGACGUCGUCUACAGGGACUUGAAGCCGGAAAACCUGUUGCUCGAUCGACAGGGUUUCGUGAAACUGGUGGAUUUCGGAUUUGCGAAAAGGCUGCAACCGCGAGGCAAGAAGACAUGGACGUUCUGCGGCACGCCCGAGUACGUGGCCCCGGAAGUUGUGCUGAACAAAGGCCACGACCGGGCUGUAGACUUUUGGGCUCUGGGAAUACUCGUGUACGAGCUUCUGGCUGGAAUACCUCCGUUCAGCGGGAAAGAUCCAAUGGACAUCUACAACGCGAUAUUGAAAGGUAUCGGUGCUGUAAACUUCCCGAGACAAAUGAACAAAAUGACUCAAGGUCUCGUGAAACAGCUGUGUCGAAGCGAUCCGACGGAAAGGAUAGGCUAUCAAAAGGGAGGCAUACAAGACAUCAGACGGCAUGAAUGGUUCAAAGGUUUCGACUGGACCGGUUUGAGGAACAAGAGCAUAAUUCCACCCAUCAUCCCCCACAUCAACAAUCCGCUAGAUUCGUCAAAUUUCGAUAGUUAUCCCGAAGACGGAGACGUGCCACCAGACGAAUUGUCCGGCUGGGACUCGGAGUUUUGACGCAGUCAGCUGCAACGUAAAGCAAUAAAUACCUCCACAAAAUCUUCGGCAACUGUUGCAGGACUGUUUGUAUUACUACUAUUAUAAAUUAAUGUUGAAAUCGAAAUGUGACAAUAAGAGUUCAUUGCCUAGACUUAAGACUUCGUUGUGAAAACCACCAUCUUUCACAAUUUCCUAGGAGGAAAACAAUCAAUAUAGGUUGAGUAUAAUUUCAUAUGUAUAACGUUCAUACACUGUGUGUUUAACAUGUUAUAAUAUCUUCUCUAACUUCACUGUUUAUCGUGUAUUUUUGUUAAGACUUUAUUUUUAAUUAUAAAAAGACAGUCAAGCACCCAAUUGUCUUCCAAACAAUAAAUAAUUUAUCAACGAAAUAAAUAUGUGUGUUGUACUAGCAGGGUA